This is a messenger RNA of Oncorhynchus masou masou (cherry salmon), 1173 nucleotides long. RefSeq names its product partner of NOB1 homolog (gene pno1). Gene Ontology annotation, molecular function: RNA binding. NCBI's taxonomy places the organism in Eukaryota, Metazoa, Chordata, Actinopteri, Salmoniformes, Salmonidae. The record is from RefSeq and is a predicted model, not a curated record. The transcript is spliced from 7 exons. Gene Ontology annotation, cellular component: nucleolus. The coding region runs from base 91 to 843 and encodes 250 amino acids.
UUUCAAAAACACGGGAACAACCUCGUGUACAACUUCAUGUACCUCUCCUAACAUUUUGGCUUUAUUUACUGUUAAAAAACGAAAUUCGUUAUGGACACUGAUAAUAAUCCAACAACGGAGGUAGCUGCUACUACUAUAGACAGUGAAGACACAACAGAAGCGUUCGUCAAGGUGAAAUCAAAGAAGACAUCGAAGCGAAAACGCGAGACGGAUGGAGUCGAUAUGGAGGCUGAGGACUCCGUAGCAUGCAAGCGGCCUCAGUUUCCACCCAUUUCAGGCGACAAACUUAAGGGUGGUUCCGAUGAGAUGCGUAAGGUUGCUGUCCCGGCCCACAGGUAUACCCCUCUGAAGGAGAACUGGCUGAAGAUAUUCACACCCAUCGUCGAGAACCUACAGCUCCAAGUCAGAUUCAACCUCAAAACCAGAAAUGUGGAAAUUAAAACAUGUAAAGACACACAGGACAUUGGCUCUCUCACGAGAGCUGCAGACUUUGUACGAGCCUUCGUUCUAGGAUUCCAGGUUGAGGAUGCCCUUGCUCUCAUCAGAUUGGAUGAACUUUUCCUGGAAACCUUUGAUGUCACAGACGUAAAACCACUGAAAGGAGACCAUUUGUCCAGAGCUAUUGGGAGGAUAGCAGGGAAAGGAGGCAAAACAAAAUUCACCAUUGAAAAUGUGACCAAGACCAGGAUUGUUCUGGCAGACUCAAAAGUACACAUAUUAGGAUCUUUCCAGAAUAUUAAGAUGGCACGGACAGCGAUAUGCAACCUCAUCUUAGGAAGUCCCCCUUCUAAGGUGUAUGGUAACAUCAGGGUCGUGGCCAGCAGGACAGCAGAGAGAUUCUAAAGUCACACGUGGAUUUAUAUUCUCGUCUCCUGAUGAAAGUCAGGUAUUCCCCAAGAUUCUGAUCGAAGACCGGUUUUGCCUUUUUUUUUUAAACCUAAGGUAAUAUGGAUGGGUGGACCUGGUCCUGGAUCAGCACUCCUGAGACCCUUUUUGGAUGUGGGCCCUUGCCUGACAUCUUCCAGGACUUUUGUUGUUGAAGCUGGACAUGUUGAUCUGGGGAGUGCCGACCUGCCUUUGACAUCUGGACUGGCCUGUCUCUUCCCACAGGGGAUAUUUGCAUGUAAAUGAUUUGCCCCUCAGUUUGAUUUAAAUAAAAAUCUGAACCUAAAA